Messenger RNA from Melampsora larici-populina 98AG31, 672 nucleotides. RefSeq lists its product as uncharacterized. The transcript is spliced from 8 exons. NCBI's taxonomy places the organism in Eukaryota, Fungi, Basidiomycota, Pucciniomycetes, Pucciniales, Melampsoraceae. The annotation marks the transcript as partial. The record is from RefSeq and is a predicted model, not a curated record.
GGAUUGAUACUGAAAAGUAAAAGUCAACUCCAUCUUCCUCAAAACCAUUCCCAUAUCACCAAGCAUUCAGUCCUCAACCUUUUUAUUGUGCCCAUCAGUCUUCUCGCAAUAUCGAUCAACCCGUCGAAAUCCAUCAUGUCAUUCGCCCGCUUCAUGAAAAACUGGUACGACCCCGCGGUCAUCCCCAUUUACGUAGUUAUGGGAACUGCUGUCGGCGGUGCUAGUUGGUACCUCGCUCGUCUUGCAAGGGGGCCCGACAUUGUCUGGGAUCGUCACAACAACCCACAACCUUGGAACAACGUCCAACAGGGUCAAAACACCAAGUUGAUGAAUGUCAACCAAACUUUCCCAAAUGGCGAUUACAAACGUGAUAAGUUUUGAAGAGCUUUUUACUACUUAUGAAUUCGUAUAAUAGAGACACGCUCCCACGGCUCUAGUCCACCCAUUUCAAUGGGAUCGAUUUUCUUGUUUGUGAUUUUAUAUUUUCCGUCUUGGGAUCUCUCCAUCAUACAUUGUGUUUGUUACCUCAAGGUUCUUGCGAGCCACUUUAAUGUUGGAGACAGUCACAAAAUGGAUUCUUUUUGUUUAUUGUUGGACGGAGAUCCCUAGACGUUAGUGUUUUUUUCCCUUUGUGUCCUGAAAUUGGAUUGUGAUUAUUUUGUGAGGUGACUU